GGUGCCAGGAAGAGAAGGCAAUGUACCGUUCGAGAAGCAAGCUCUUUCGUUACUUUGUGAUCAAUGGAUUGCUGAUAUGCUUGUUAUACGGAGCUACAGAAGCAAUUGUUGGAGUCGAUGAGUGUCAGGCAACGCGUGUGAUACACUUCCUUCAAUAUCCAGGCUGUGUUCCGAAGCCGAUUCCCAGUUAUGCGUGUAGAGGACGAUGCAGUAGUUAUCUGCAGGUGUCCGGGUCCAAAAUGUGGCAAAUGGAGAGGAGCUGCAUGUGCUGUCAGGAAAGCGGCGAGAGAGAGGCUAGUGUGUCCUUGUUCUGUCCACGGGCGAAACCAGGGGAGAAGAAAUUCAGGAAGAUGGUCACCAAGGCGCCGCUGGAUUGCAUGUGCAGACCGUGCACCAGCGUGGAAGAGUACGCGAUAAUACCCCAGGAGAUCGCAGGAUUCGCCGACGAGGGUCCCUUCACAACAUCUGCGCAUUUCAGAAGAGCCUCUGGCUUACAAUAGACGAGCACGAGUGUCGUUCGCGAGGACGCAAUCUCAAAAAAUCGCGCGUGCUAUACGAAAAACGCCAAUAUAUUUGAUUUCGCGCAUAUGUAUUAUGAAAACUAAUAAAGAGAAU
This is a messenger RNA of Trachymyrmex cornetzi, 615 nucleotides long. RefSeq names its product Cuticle-tanning hormone bursicon (gene Burs). The coding region runs from base 21 to 500 and encodes 159 amino acids. The record is from RefSeq and is a predicted model, not a curated record. The transcript is spliced from 4 exons. Gene Ontology annotation, biological process: animal organ morphogenesis. Gene Ontology annotation, molecular function: BMP binding; receptor ligand activity. Lineage: Eukaryota; Metazoa; Arthropoda; Insecta; Hymenoptera; Formicidae.